GGAAAAAGGCUACCUGGGGAGGCGGAGACAGGGUCCCCACCUGAACCCAAUAAAGGGGGCGGGACUUGAGGGGCGUGGCUAGUCUGUGUGACGUGCGGCGGGGGAGGGGCGCGCCGUUGCUAAAGGUGCGCGUGCGCUUCAUUCCACUGCCACAAUGGUUCAGCUCCCGCUCAGGGAACGUCCCGUCAUGUCGCGCCUUUACCUUUGGUCCCCACUGCUCCUCCUUUCGUGGCCACCGUUGUGGCUUCUGGUCCAGGUAGCUCAGGCGUCGGACUGGGCCCUGGACCAUGUCCCCCUGACCUCCGACCCCCCAGGGCUGACCUCUGAACGCUCACUGGACUCGCCCCAUGUGCUUGCACCCUCGGCAGAGCCGGGGGGCUUGGCUUACUCGACGGCCUCCUCUCCAGCCCAGAUGUUCGCCCCGCCCAGUCAGGAGGUAACGGAGACUUUCGUUCCAGACCCGGACUUGGAUUCAGUUGAUUUUGUAGAGGAUCCAGAUCCACCUACUGAGCCCCCUGAGGAGGUGGAAUCCUCACUCCAGGAAGAGGCCCCUGCUCAGCAUCCACAGCCCACAGAAGAGGUAGAAUCACCUCCACUUGAGCAGGAGGCUCUGUUUCAGCCUCCAGAGGCCCCUGAGGAAAUGGAAACUUCAAGCCUUCAGGAGGCCCUCCUAGCUCAAGCUUCGGAGAUACUUAAGGAGGCUGGAGGGCAGCCAUCAGCACAUCAUAGGGUAAAUGAAGCUCAGCAGUCAGGCAGGCACAGUGUCACUGUGACACCUCUGGAUCUGGCCCUUACCAUAACUCCAGAGGUCACUAAAAAGGUUGAACCUUCUCCAGUCCAGCAGGAUGGCUUAUUGCAGGCCCCAGAGAGCCCUGAGGAGUCUGAAACUCCUCCAGUCCUGGAGGAGGCCCCACCUCAGCCUCCAGAGCACCCCGAAGAGGUUGACUUUUCACUCCAGCAGGAGACCCAAGCUCAGCCUCCAGAGCGCCCUGAGGAGGUAGAACCUUCCCCAGUCCAGCUAGGGUCCCCAGCUCACGCCCCAGGGUUCCCUACCCAGGAUGUACUUCAGAGGCCAGAGAGCGAUGAGCUAGAAGCUCUGCGUCAUCAGCCGCAUCCCCUUCAUUUGCACUUGCCCAAUGGGACACCUCAGCCUCUGGAUUUGGGACUUACCAUCACUCCAGGGCCCACUAAGGAAGCUGAGUCAACUACAGCCCAGCAGGAGGCCCUGCCUCAGCCUAUUGAGCACCCUGAGGAGACGGAAUCUUCUCCAGCCCAGCAGGAGACCUCAGAGAAGCCUCCAGAGCCUCCUGGGGAGGUUGAGCCUUUGAGUGAGCAGGAGCCACCAGCUCAGCCUUCUGAGCCUCCUGGGGAAGAUGAACCGUUUCCAACCCAGCAGGAGACCCCAGUGCAGCUCUCAGAGUCUUUGGAAGAAGCUGAAACUUCUCCAACCCAGGAAGGGACCCCAGCUCUGUCUGCAGAAGAGGUAGAACCUUCUGCAACCCUGCAGGAGCAACCAGCUCAGCCUCCAGAGCCGCCUUCUGGGGAGGCGGAGCCUUUGCCAGCUCAACAGGAACAGCCAGCUCAACCUCCAGAGCAUCAUGAAAUGACAGUUUCACCUCCAAGUCACCAUCAUGCUCAGCAGUCAAACGUAGCCAAUGUCACUGUCAAGCCUGUGGAUGUGGGGCUUACCAUAAGCACAGAACCCAGGCCAGAGGUGGGACCUGGGUCUCCAAAUCCGCACAAGCCUUCAACUCAGCCGUCGGUGUCCCACACCAGCGUGGGAUUUUCUACAACCCAGCAUGAGGCCCCCACGCUGCCUCCACAGCCACCUGAGGAAGUUGAACCUUUGCCAGUUCAACAGGAGGCUCCAGAUCCAUCUCCAGAAGCUGCUGCCGUUCAUGAGGAGGCCCCGGGUCAGCAUCCAGAGGCUCCUGGUGAGGUUGAAUCUUCCCCAGCUCAGCAUCCAGAGCUCUCUAACGAGUAUGUCGCUAUCUCUCCAGAGCAUCACGUGACAACAGUUUCUCCGCUAGGUCAGGAUCAAGCUCAGCUUCCGCAGCGGCCCAGCAGUGUCACUGUUACACCUGUGGAUCUUGUGCUCACCUUAAGUCCAGCAUCCAGUAAUGAGGUUGAAGCUUUUCCACUGCCACCAGAAACCUCAGUGCAGUCUGCGGUGUCCCCUGAGCAGUCGCAACUGUUGUCAGGCCAGCAGCAGUUUUCAGGUCAGCAUUCAGCCCCAGCUCGGCCUGAAGAGGUUCCUGAGGAAACCGAACCUGCUCCCAGCCAUCAGGAGCACCCAACUCAGCCUCCAGAGGCCUCUGCAGAGGUCGAAGCUCAGCCUUCAGUAAAUGAAGAGGCGACGUUCUCACCUCCAGGUCCCGGUGAAGCGCAACGGCCAGGGUUGUCUAGUGCCACAGGGAAACCUUUGGAUCUGGCGCUUGUCUUAACUCUAGAGCCCACUAAGGAGGUGGAAACCUCUCCAGUGCAGCAGGAGGGCCCUGCUCAGACUCUAGAUCCCCCUGGGGGAAUGGAGCUUUCUUUAGUCCAGGAGGAGGCCCCAGCUCAGUCUCCCGUUCCCCUUGGGGCCCCAGCUGCAUCUCCGCAGCCCCCGAAGGAGGGAGAACCUUCUGCCACACAGCAGGAGCUUCAGGCUCAGCCGCCAGAGCCUCCCGAGAAGGUGGAGCCAUUUUUAGCCUCUCAAGGGCCCCUCCCCGAACUUCUGCAGUCCCCUGGGCAUACAGAGGCUUCCUCGAUCCAGCAGGAGCUUUUGGAACCCCUCAAAGAGACGGACCCGUCUCCAGCCCAGCAGGGGGCCCCGCCUCAGCCUCCAGAGCCACCUAAGGAGGUGGAGGCACAAAGUCCAGUGCAUCCUGCGAUGACGGUUCCGACGCUUGGACAGGACCAGGCUCCGCCGAGUGUCGCAGUUAAACCUCCAGAACCUGCUAUGGAGGCUGACCAUCCCACAGUCCUGCAGCAGACGACAGCUCCUCCAGCAUACCUCGAGGCGACACUUCCACAUCCAGAGCAGCUUCAGGCUCAGCGUCCAUACCUGACUGAAGUCACAGUUCAACCUUCAGACCUGGAACUGACCAUAAGUGCAGAACCCGCUAAGGGGGAUGAACCUUCUGCAGCCACGCAGGAGACCCCAGCUCAGACUCUGGAGCCACCUAAAGAGGUUGUGGUCCAGCCUCCAUUGUAUCAGUCUGCGACGAAUGCAGCUCCAGGUCAGGACCAAGCUCCACAUCCAACAUUGCCCAACCCCCCGGUUCAGCCUUUGGACGUGGUGCUUACUGUGACUCCAGAACCUACCACGGAGGUUGAGCAUCCUACAACUCCCCCUCCAAACCCCACUGAGGGGACGCUUCCACGUCCAGAGCAGGUUCAGCAUCAGCAUCCAACCUUGACUGAAGUCACGGUUCAGCCUCUGGACCUGGGACUUAGCAUAACGACGGAACCCACGAAGGAGGAGGAACCUUCUCCAGCCACGCAGGAGACCCUAACCCAGCCUCCCGUAAGUCAGAGCCAAACAGUUCUAACACCACAUCAGGGUCAGGCUGAGCUUCCAACGUCACCCAGUGUCACAGGUAAGCCUGUGAACCAGGAGCCUAGCACAACUGCAGAACCCAGCACAGAGGCUGAACAUUCUACAGGCCUGCAGCAGACUACAGCUCCCCCUAUAGAACACCCUGAGGCGACACGUCCACAUGCAGACCUGACUCAAGUCACAAUUCAACCUGUGGAACUGACUGAAACUACAGGAUCCGGUGUGGAGGCUGAACCUUCUCCAACCGAGCAAGAGACCCCACCUCAGCCUCCAGAGCCAUUGCAUCAGGAGGUGACAGUUCCAGCUCCAAGUGAGGAUCAAAGUCAGGAACCUACCACCACUCUACACCCUACUGCAGAGGCUGAACCUUCUACAGUCCUGCAAGAGACGACAUCUCCCGCUCCAGAAUACCCUGCGGUGACACUUCCUUACCCAGGCCUGACUCAAGUCACAGCUCCACCUGUUAGCAUAACUUCUCAACCAGGGUCAACUGAGACAACCCUUCCUUCUGCGCAGUCUUCGGUGGUGCACUCCGCCCAAUACCCCCCAGAAAAGGAGCAGUCAGAACAGAAUGUCGUCACAGAGCACGUCGACAUAUGUGAGCUGUGCACCUGCAGAAAUGAGACGCUGUCGUGCACUGGACUCAGCCCAAAUCAGAGGCUCCGCAGUGUGCCUGUUCUAGGGCCCAAGAGCUACAACCACACCUUCACCGUCUUAGAUUUCCAAGGAAACGCUAUUUCUUACAUUGAUGGGAAUACAUGGAAGGCAUUCCAGUGGGUUGAGACACUAAUUCUCAGGGAUAAUGCUUUGAUCGAAUUACAUAAGGAUUCGUUUGAAGGCUUGCUGUCCCUCUGGUAUUUGGACUUAUCCUGCAACAAAAUACAAUCUAUUGAAAGACGUACAUUUGAAUCGCUACCUUUUUUGCAAUAUGUAAAUCUUGGUUGCAAUUUAAUCACAGAAGUGAGCUUUGGAACGUUUCAAGCCUGGCAUGGAAUGCAGUUUUUACACAAGUUAGUUCUCAGCCAUAAUCCUUUGACAACAGUUGAAGAUUCGUAUCUUUAUAAAUUACCAGCGCUGAGAUACUUAGACCUGGGAACAACACAAGUGUCACUUACAACGGUUGAAAGUAUCCUCAUGAUGACCCUUGAAUUGGAAAAGCUGAUCUUGCCUAGCCAUAUGGCCUGCUGCCUCUGCCAAUUUAAAAACAGCAUUGAAGUUGUCUGCAAGACGGUCAAGCUGCAUUGUGACAGAUGCCUGCAAGAUAGCGCGCAUUGUGAUAAAGAAACAUCUCUAGGGCACGCAGAAGGAUCGUUCAUGAAGGUGCUACAAGCCCGGAAGAAGAACACCAGCACCGAGCUGAUUAUUGAGCCAGAGAGGCCGUCCUCAGGCAGAAGUCUUUCCUCCCCGGGGACUCAGUUUGAAGCUCAGCUGAACCAGCAGCUGCAGUCCCUCAUCCCCAACAAUGACGUGAGGGGGCUCAUUUCUCAUGUUAUCCGGACGUUGAAGAUGGACUGCUCUGAGCCCCAAGUGCAGCUGGCCUGUGCCAAGCUCAUCUCCAGGACAGGCCUCCUGAUGAAGCUUCUCAGUGAGCAGCAAGAAGCAAAGGUGUCCAAGGCAGAAUGGGAUACGGACCAGUGGAAAACCGAGAACUACAUCAACGAGAACACAGAAGCCCAGGGGGAACAGAAGGAGUCGAGUGAGCUCCCCAAAGAAGUUCCCGGAUAUGGCUAUAAUAACAAGCUCAUCUUGGCGAUAUCUGUGACUGUAGUGGUGAUGCUUUUGAUUGUAAUUUUCUGUCUCAUCGAGGUCUGUUCUCGUAAGAGGGCAUUGCGGGAAGGGAACGUAGGACGCAAAAGGGGCUUUUUCGGCUUUCUGCUGCGUAAGAGACGCUCGGGGGAGAGCGAGAGCGAGAGGGAGGGCUUCUUUUGGAGAAGGCGGCCACUCUGGCUUCAGGAUAUGUACAGACCUCUCAACGCCACACGCAAGAAAAACAUGGCCCAGAAGCUACACGACAAGGAGUCUUCUGAUGAGGAAGAGGUCCUCCAUGCGGGUGCGGGGGAGGUCAGUGAAGCCCCAGCAGAUGCGGUUCUGACCAUAGAAUCGGACGUGGAAGACCUGGGUGAGGAGAGUGACGCGGCACCUGAGGUUCCCCCCGAGUGAGCCCCGUCCUGGCUCAGGCCGCCUACACGUGUGUGUAUAGCACCAGAUUCUAGGAAUUGCUUGUAAAAUAUGUUUGUUGUUGUUCUAGUAAAAUGUACAUUCACAACCAA
This is a messenger RNA of Sus scrofa (pig), 5811 nucleotides long. Lineage: Eukaryota; Metazoa; Chordata; Mammalia; Artiodactyla; Suidae. The record is from RefSeq and is a predicted model, not a curated record.